UUAGGAACUUAAUCACAUAGAACACCGUCUACAGUGCAAUUGUCAACAAAAACAUUUACACCGGUCGUACAUGUGGUUGUAAGAGAGAGAGAUGAACCAAAGAGUACCAUGUGUGGAAUCUGUUGCAUUCUUGGACCUAAGGAAAAAAUUGAACAACACGAUAAGAAUUUGGUUUUGGAAUCACACAUUAGUCACCGUGGUCCAGAUGCUUCCAACUGGACAACGCUCAGUGUGUCUGAGGAAAUCAGUGCAACCCUGUAUGGCUUUGUUCUUCAUCUGAGAGGUCAGCUAACCAUGCAACCACUGACCGACCAAAAUGGUAACAUACUAUUAUGGAAUGGAGAGAUAUUCGAUGGUUUACCAGAGUUACAAGAAGAUGACAAUGACACUGAAGCAUUGCUGACAGCCCUGUCACACUGUCACACCGAUGAGGAGAUCUUGUCUCUGCUCUCACAUCUACAGGGCCCCUGGGCUUUUAUUUAUUGGCAGGUUGAAAGAAAGCAACUGUGGUUCGGACGUGAUGUUUUAGGACGAAGAAGUCUUUUGUGGCAUCUCCCGGAAUCUUUGGAGGAUUUUUUCAUCUUAAGUUCUAUCAAAGUUGGUUCGCAUAAAUACACAGAAAUUCCAGCUGUAGGAAUUUUCCGUAUGAAAUUUGAAAACGAAACGAAGACCUUACCAUACCAAUUAAUUCUUCAUCCUUGGAAAGAAGCUGUGUGGCCAAUGACCGGGGAAUACCUUGACGAUGUCUUGCAAUCAAAUCCAAAUAUUAUCUCUGGAUUACACCCAGAAAUAUUAGAAAUUUCUUCACCAACAACAAACACGUUCUUACCUUCAAUAUGUAAAGACAUGCCAUCUUCAAACUAUGAGCAUCCACCAACAGAUAAAUUAGAUGUUUCUUAUUUAGAUUUUUUGUUGAAAUCAGACUUGGGCCUUCAAACUGAAGCUGAGAAACUAAUUGACUUUUUAGGACAAUCCGUAAAGACUCGUAUCUUAAAUCAAAUCCCAAAUUCUCUAUUAAGUUGCAAAAAUUUAUCUCUUAACACUUUGUCAAAAUAUAACAUUUCAUACAAGACAUGCUGUUCUGGAGAUGUAGUGGAACCAUUUUCUAAUUUGCAUUGUGGAACUGAUUCCGUUUCACAAUUACAUUUAAUUGAAGAAUCGAAUCCAGACCACUUGGUAGUUUCUGAAGAAUCGCUGCCAUUGCAGAAGAAUAGUAGCUGUGAUUCCGAGCAUAUUUCAUCCGAGACCAAAGUAACUGAUCUUCACAAACCGACAAUUUAUUUAGGAGAUGCUAACGUUGCCAUUCUGUUCUCUGGUGGUCUUGAUGCCGCUGUCAUUGCAGCUCUUGCUGAUCGCGCUAAGUUACAGGGACAACAACAACAACAACAGAAGAAGAAAAAAGAAGAUAAAAGAAACAAUGGAUUAGGAGAUGAUCAUACAACAACAUCUGCUGAUAAAAACCCUUUCUUAGUCCCUGAUCGAUUGACCGGUUACACUGCCCUUGAAGAACUUAACCCUCGUAGAAAAUGGAACUUUGUUGAGAUUAAUGUAACCAAAGACGAACUGCAAGAAAUCAGGCAGAAAUGUGUGUCCCAUUUGCUCUAUCCAUUGUGCUCUGUGUUAGACGACAGCAUUGGAUGCGCCAUAUGGUUUGCAAGUCGAGGCCUUGGAAUUCUGGGAAAUGGCCCCAAUAAAGGAAAGCUGUUUUACAGUCGAGCUAAGGUAAUCUUAUGUGGAAUGGGAGCAGAUGAGUUAUUUGCUGGUUAUUCAAGACAUAGAUCCUCAUUCAGUAAAGAUGGCUGGCAGGGGCUUAUACAAGAAUUGCAAACUGAAGUAAACCGUAUAUCUGCACGGAACCUUGGACGUGAUGAUCGUGUUAUAUCAGACCAUGGCAGAGAAGCACGUUUUCCUUAUUUGGAUGAAAAAUUUAUCAACUUCGUUGCUCAAAUACCUGCUUAUAAAAAGGUGGACCUGACUCUGCUGCGAGGUGUUGGUGAAAAGUUAUUGCUUCGGUUAUGCUCGUUUAAACUUGGUUUCACUAAGACUGCUGUGCAGCCUAAAAGAGCCAUUCAGUUUGGAUCCCGCAUAGCGAAACUAGAAGAUUCAAAAGAGAAGGCAAGUGAUGUAUGCGCUCGAUUAAAACCUAGCAGUUAACCACUGCAGUUCUUUAAA
Octopus bimaculoides (California two-spot octopus) is the source of this 2172-nucleotide messenger RNA. Its product is annotated as asparagine synthetase domain-containing protein 1. Gene Ontology annotation, molecular function: asparagine synthase (glutamine-hydrolyzing) activity. Lineage: Eukaryota; Metazoa; Mollusca; Cephalopoda; Octopoda; Octopodidae. The record is from RefSeq and is a predicted model, not a curated record.